Messenger RNA from Stegastes partitus (bicolor damselfish), 12106 nucleotides. It is a transcript of the gene htt, whose product is annotated as huntingtin. Bases 281 to 9883 code for a protein of 3200 amino acids. Lineage: Eukaryota; Metazoa; Chordata; Actinopteri; Pomacentridae. The record is from RefSeq and is a predicted model, not a curated record. Gene Ontology annotation, cellular component: cytoplasm; nucleus. The transcript has 66 exons.
UUGGUCGGGGGAACGCAGCGCUGCAUCAAAGAUGGCUUAUUAUCAGCCAACAUUUGGUUCAUUUAGGAGUAAUAUUGUGACAAAAUAAGAGACAUCUUGCAAGAAGACAAAGCGGAGAGCCGGUGGUAGCUGUCGCGAGCAGUGUUAGCACUCUCGUCGCACUACGCACCUCUUGCUCUCUCCGUGCGCUAACGUUAACUUGUCCCCACUGUGCUAGCUAGUUAGCUGACAUAGUAAAUAUUAGCUAGUCAAGCAGGCUCGCUUAUUGUAGAUUGCUAAAAUGGCCACCAUGGAGAAACUGAUGAAGGCCUUUGAGUCUCUGAAGUCAUUCCAGCAACAGCAGGGGCCACCGACCGCUGAGGAGCUUGUCCAGAGACAAAAAAAGGAGCAGGCUACCACAAAGAAGGACAGGGUGACCCACUGUCUGACAAUAUGUGAAAACAUCGUGGCUCAGUCACUGAGUCCUGGGAACAGAACAUCUCCAGAGUUUCAGAAACUGCUUGGCAUCGCCAUGGAGAUGUUCCUGCUUUGUAGUGAUGACAGCGAAUCAGAUGUCCGGAUGGUAGCCGAUGAGUGCCUGAACAAAAUCAUCAAAGCAUUGAUGGACUCCAACUUGCCUCGACUGCAGCUGGAGCUGUACAAAGAAAUUAAAAAGAAUGGUGCCUCUCGGAGUCUGAGGGCAGCUUUGUGGAGGUUUGCUGAGCUUGCCCACCUCAUCAGACCACAGAAAUGCAGACCCUACCUGGUAAACCUGUUGCCGUGCCUCACCAGAAUUACCAAGCGGCAGGAGGAGAUGGUGCAGGAGACAUUGGCUGCAGCAAUGCCCAAGAUCAUGUCAGCUUUGGGACAUUUUGCCAAUGAUAGCGAGAUUAAGGUGCUGCUGAAGUCCUUUGUGGCCAACUUAAAGUCCAGCUCCCCCACCAUCAGACGGACAGCAGCCAGCUCGGCUGUCAGUGUGUGCCAACACUCCAGACGCACCAGCUACUUCUACACCUGGCUUCUUAAUGUGCUGCUGGGUCUGCUGGUUCCAGUGGAUGACGAACACCCGAGCCACCUCAUUCUGGGGGUUCUGUUAACGCUUCGCUACCUGAUGCCUCUGCUGCAGCAGCAAGUCAACACCACGAGCCUCAAAGGAAGCUUUGGAGUGAUGAGAAAAGAGGCUGACGUGCAGCCAACACCUGAACAACUGCUGCAGGUGUACGAGCUGACCCUACACUACACGCAGCACUGGGAUCACAAUGUGGUCACAGCUGCUCUGGAGCUCCUGCAGCAGGUGUUCAGGACUCCCCCUCCAGAGCUCCUGCACAUGCUCAUCACCGCCGGCAGCAUUCCACAUGCCAGUGUGUUUCGACAGGACACUGAGAACCGAGCGCGUUCUGGCAGCAUCCUUGAGCUCAUUGCAGGGGGAGGGUCUUCCUGCAGUCCACUCCUUCUCAGGAAACAGAGAGGUAAAAUGCUCUCGGGGGAGGAGGAUGGGUUAGAGGAUGACCCUGACAGGACUGACGUCACGACUGGUGCCUUCGCAGCAUCAGUCGUAGGCGCAGACGGCUCCUCUGCGGCCCAGGUGGACAUCAUCACCGAGCAACCACGCUCCUCCCAGCACACUCUGCAGCCCGGUGACUCUGUGGACCUCAGCGCCUCCUCAGAGCAGGGCGGCGGUGGAGGCGGGACGUCUGCGUCAGGCACUCCAGAGUCACCCAAUGACAACGAGGAGGAAAUGCUGAGUCGGAGCUCCAGCGGCGGAGCCAACGUUACGCCAGAAACGGCUGACUACACCACACCAGAGAAUGCCACUCCAGAGGGUGGGCCCCUAGGAGAAGGAGGGCCACUGCUAGGCACCAAUGAUCGCUCACUUCCACCCAGCGACUCCUCCCAGACCACCACAGAGGGACCAGACUCGGCUGUCACCCCUUCAGACGUAGCAGAACUGGUCCUGGAUGGCAGUGAGAGUCAAUAUUCUGGGAUGCAGAUUGGAACACUACAGGAUGAAGAGGAUGAAGGAACACCGUCUUCCUCGCAGGAAGAACCCCCAGAACCCUUCCUGCAGUCAGCACUGGCUCUGAGCAAGCCCCACCUCUUCGAAGGCAGAGGUCACAACCGGCAGGGUUCAGACAGCAGUGUGGACCGCUUCAUACCAAAAGAUGAACCUGCUGAACCUGAACCUGAUAAUAAGCCAUCACGAAUCAAGGGUCCAAUUGGACACUAUACAGACCAGGGGGUGGAGCCGCUAGUGCACUGUGUACGGCUUCUUUCUGCUUCUUUUCUGCUGACAGGCCAAAAAAAUGGUUUGAUCCCUGACAAAGAGGUGCGAGUGAGCGUGAAGGCCUUGGCAGUCAGCUGUGUUGGAGCAGCAGCUGCACUGCAUCCUGAAGCCUUCUUUAAUUCCCUCUACCUGGAGCCGCUGGACGGCAUUCCAGUAGAAGAACAGCAGUAUAUCAGUGAUGUUCUGGGCCUCAUUGACCAUGGGGACCCCCAGAUCAGAGGCGCCACAGCCAUCCUAUGCGGAGCUAUCAUACAGGCUGCUCUCACCAAAACACGCUACAACAUACACACUUGGCUGGCCGGUGUGCAGAGUGCAACUGGUAACCCUCUGUCCCUGGUGGACUUGGUACCUUUGCUCCAGAAAACUCUGAAAGACGAAUCCUCCGUCACCUGCAAGUUGGCUUGUUCUGCAGUCAGGCACUGCAUCAUGACGGUGUGUAGCAGUACCCUGAGUGAGCUUGGCUUGCAGUUGGUGAUAAAUCUGUUUGCUCUGAGGGACUCUUCCUAUUGGCUUGUUCGCACUGAGCUCUUGGAAACUCUGGCUGAGUUGGAUUUCCGAUUGGUUAAUUUCUUGGAGAGGAAAACUGAGGUUUUACACAAAGGAGAUCACCACUACACUGGGUGUCUGCGGCUGCAAGAAAGGGUCCUGAAUGAUGUGGUCAUACGUCUGUUGGGAGAUGAUGAUCCAAGAGUACGGCAUGUGGCUGCCUCUACAGUCAGCAGACUGGUUCCCAGGUUGUUCUAUGACUGUGAUCAGGGCCAGGUGGAUCCGGUGGUGGCGAUAGCUCGGGACCAGAGUUCAGUCUACCUGCAGCUUCUUAUGCAUGAGACACAGCCCCCUUCCCAGUUUACAGUUAGCACAAUCACAAGGACGUACCGAGGCUACAACCUGUCCAACGCUGUGUCUGACGUCACAUUGGAGAACAACUUGUCGAGAGUUGUUACUGCCGUCUCCCACGCUUUCACUUCGUCUACCUCCAAAGCCUUAACUUUUGGCUGCUGUGAGGCCUUGUGCCUCCUGGCUUCAAAUUUUCCAGUGGGCACUUGGAGCACAGGCUGGCACUGUGGCUAUAUUAGCUCCAGCAGCCACUUUUCUUCCCGCUCCAGUCUCAACCGCAGUAGGGGCAGAGCCCUCAGUUUGUCACAGCCCAGCAGUGCUCCAGCCUCAUCGACCACCUCAUCUGUACCAGACACUGAGCGGAGGACUCUGACAGUAGGAAUGGCCAACAUGGUGCUGUCUUUACUAUCCUCUGCCUGGUUUCCACUGGAUCUCUCAGCACAUCAGGACGCACUAUUGCUUUCUGGCAACCUGCUCGCUGCUGUGGCUCCUAAAUGCAUGCGCAACCCCUGGGCAGGAGAGGAGGAAGGCAGUAGCGGGAACACCAGUGGAGGUCCAAAUAAGAUGGAAGAGCCCUGGGCAGCGCUGUCGGAGCGCUCCCUGGUGGCCAUGGUGGAGCAGCUCUUCUCCCACCUGCUUAAGGUCCUCAACAUCUGCGCCCAUGUGCUGGAUGACACACCACCAGGACCAGCAGUUAAGGCUGCCCUCCCCUCGCUGAGCAACACCCCCUCCCUCAGUCCCAUUCGUAGAAAAGGCAAAGAGAAGGAGGCUACUGAGCCCAGUGCUGCCCCGAUGAGCCCAAAGAAAAGCAAUGAGGUUAACACAGGCAGACCAGCAGACAGCACAGGGUCCACAGCAGUAAACAAAUCCACCACCAUUGGCAGCUUCUACCAUCUGCCCCCCUACCUCAAGCUCUACGAUGUGCUUAAAGCUACACACGCCAACUACAAGGUAACGUUGGACCUCCACAGCAGCCAGGAGAAGUUUGGAAGUUUCCUGCGUUCCACCUUAGAUGUUCUGUCUCAGCUGCUGGAGCUGGCCACACUACAUGACAUCGGCAAGUGUGUGGAGGAAAUUUUGGGCUACCUCAAGUCCUGCUUCUCCAGAGAACCGACCAUGGCUACUGUUUGUGUACAACAGUUGUUGAAGACCCUGUUUGGGACCAACCUGGCCUCCCAGUAUGAGGGUGUCCUGAGUGGACCCAGCCGUUCCCAGGGGAAGGCUCUCCGUCUGGGCUCUUCCAGCCUGCGACCCGGCCUCUACCACUACUGUUUCAUGGCUCCAUACACACACUUCACCCAGGCUCUGGCUGAUGCUAGUCUUCGAAACAUGGUACAGGCUGAGCAGGAGCAAGACGCCUCUGGAUGGUUUGAUGUGAUGCAAAAAGCAUCCAAUCAGCUAAGGUCCAACAUUGCAAAUGCAACACGUCACAGAGGAGAUAAGAAUGCCAUCCACAACCACAUUCGACUGUUUGAACCGCUGGUAAUCAAAGCUUUGAAGCAGUACACCACCAGCACCUCUGUGGCCCUGCAGAGACAAGUGCUAGACCUGCUCGCCCAGCUUGUGCAGCUCAGAGUCAACUACUGCCUACUCGACUCGGAUCAGGUCUUCAUAGGCUUUGUUCUAAAGCAAUUUGAGUACAUUGAAGUGGGACAGUUCAGGGAUUCUGAGGCCAUCAUUCCCAACAUCUUCUUCUUUCUGGUGCUGCUGUCCUAUGAGCGCUACCAUUCCAAGCAGAUUAUCAGCAUCCCCAAGAUCAUCCAGCUCUGUGAUGGCAUCAUGGCCAGCGGCAGGAAGGCUGUCACACAUGCCAUCCCAGCCUUACAGCCAAUAGUACAUGACCUGUUCGUCUUGAGGGGUUCAAACAAAGCAGAUGCAGGCAAAGAGCUGGAUACGCAGAAAGAAGUGGUCGUCUCCAUGCUGCUCAGACUCGUACAGUACCAUCAGGUGCUGGAGAUGUUCAUCCUUGUGCUGCAGCAGUGCCACAAAGAGAAUGAAGACAAGUGGAAGAGAUUGUCCAGACAGAUAGCUGAUGUCAUUCUUCCCAUGAUUGCCAAGCAACAGAUGCAUCUGGACUCUCCGGAGGCUCUGGGAGUGUUGAACACUCUGUUUGAGACUGUGGCUCCCUCCUCCCUCAGACCUGUAGACAUGCUGCUCAAGAGUAUGUUCACCAUCCCAGCAACCAUGGCAUCUGUAGCUACAGUCCAGCUGUGGGUUUCUGGUAUCCUGGCAGUGCUCAGGGUGCUGGUCUCCCAGUCCACUGAGGACAUCGUUCUGUCUCGGGUCCACGAGCUCUCACUCUCCCCACAUCUCCUCUCCUGCCACACAAUCCGCCGUCUGCAUCAGCAGAGCCUCUCCCCCAAUGGCCCACCUGCUGCUGACACACUCGCUAACCAAGAAGCUAAUGGUGAAUCUCAAAAGGCUCCCCCUGAGGAAACCUUUGCCAGGUUCCUCCUCCAGCUUGUAGGCGUGUUGCUGGAUGACAUUUCCACCAGGCAGGUUAAAGUGGAUAUCACUGAGCAGCAACACACCUUCUACUGCCAACAGCUGGGCACACUGCUCAUGUGUCUCAUACAUGUCUUCAAAAGUGGAAUGUUUCGCAGGAUUACAGCUGCAGCCAGUCGUCUCCUGAAGGGCGAGAGCGCUGGUGGUCAGACGGGCACCGAGGCCAGUCUCUUCUACCCCUUAGAGGGUCUGAACAGCAUGGUGCAGUGCCUCAUCACCACCCACCCAUCCCUGGUGCUCCUCUGGUGCCAGGUCCUCCUCAUCAUCAACUACACCAACUACUCCUGGUGGGCUGAGGUUCAUCAGACACCCAAAAGACACAGCCUCUCAUGCACAAAGCUGCUGAGCCCUCACUCCUCAGGGGAGGGUGAAGAGGACAAGCCUGAGUCCCGGUUAGCCAUGGUCAACAGAGAGAUUGUACGCAGAGGAGCACUAAUCCUCUUCUGUGACUAUGUGUGUCAGAACCUCCAUGACUCAGAGCAUCUAACCUGGCUGAUUGUCAACCACGUGCGUGACCUAAUCAACCUUUCCCAUGAGCCUCCAGUGCAGGACUUCAUCAGCGCCGUCCACCGCAACUCAGCUGCCAGUGGCCUCUUCAUCCAGGCCAUCCAGUCCCGCUGUGACAACCUCACUACUCCCACCAUGUUGAAGAAAACAUUACAAUGUUUGGAAGGCAUCCACCUCAGUCAGUCUGGAUCUCUGCUGAUGCUUUAUGUGGACAAGCUGCUCAGUACCCCCUUCAGGGUUUUGGCUCGCAUGGUGGACACACUGGCAUGUCGCAGGGUAGAGAUGUUGCUGGCUGAGACACUACAGAAUAGUAUAGCGCAGCUACCUCUGGAAGAACUGGACAGGAUCCAAGAAUACCUCCAGACCAGUGGCUUGGCUCAGAGGCAUCAGAGGUUCUACUCCCUGCUGGACAGGUUCAGAGCCACUGUUGCCGACACUAGUAGCCCCACCCCUCCGGUGACAUCACACCCUCUAGAUGGAGAUCCACCCCCCGCCCCUGAACUGGUUAUUGCAGAUAAGGAGUGGUAUGUGGCUCUGGUAAAGUCUCAGUGCUGCCUUCAUGGAGACGUUUCCCUGUUGGAGACGACAGAACUUCUUACCAAACUACCUCCUGCUGAUCUCUUCAACAUCAUGAGCUGCAAGGAGUUUAACCUUAGCCUGUUGUGUCCAUGCCUGAGUAUGGGAGUGCAGCGGUUAGCGCGAGGUCAGGGGUCACUUUUGUUGGAGACAGCUUUGCAGGUGACCCUUGAGCAACUAGCAGGGGUCACCGGGUCACUUCCUGCCCCACACCAGUCCUUCCUGCCACCGCCCCAAACCCAACCCUACUGGAGCCAAUUGGGUGACGUGUAUGACCAGCCAGGUUUCUAUCCCAGGGUUUUGUCACUCUGCAGAGCACUGUCUCAGUAUCUGCUGAGUGUGAGCCAGCUGCCUUCUUCACUACAUAUUCCCUCUGACAAAGAGCACCUCAUCACCACUUUUACUUGCACUGCUGCUGAGGUUGUAGUGUGGCGCCUGCUCCAGGACCACUUGCCUCUGAGUGUGGACCUGCAGUGGGCUCUGUCCUGCCUGUGUCUGGCUUUGCAGCAGCCCUGCGUCUGGAACAAACUCUCCACCCCAGAGUACUCCACACACACCUGCUCCCUCAUCUACUGCCUACGCCUCAUUAUUGUUGCAGUGGCUGUCAGUCCUGGCGACCAGCUGCUGCAUCCAGAGAAGAAAAAGACAAAAGAAGAUAGAGACGCUGAAGGAGACCAAGUGGACUCGGCACAUGCUAACCACAUGUGCGAGUGGCAAGCAUGUGAGAUCAUGGCAGAGCUGGUGGAGGGCCUGCAGAGCGUCCUUUCUCUGGGUCACCAUAGAAACUGUGUAUUUCCGGCUUUUCUCACACCAACAUUGCGCAACAUUGUUAUCAGUCUGUCACGGCUGCCUCUGGUCAACAGUUACACCAGAGUACCUCCACUGGUUUGGAAACUGGGCUGGUCCCCUCAGCCAGGAGGAGAGUUUGGAACAACGCUGCCAGAGAUCCCUGUGGACUUCUUGCAGGAAAAGGAUGUCUUUAGAGAGUUUCUCUACCGCAUCAACACACUAGGCUGGAGCAGCAGGACUCAGUUUGAGGAGACCUGGGCCACUCUGCUGGGGGUGCUGGUCACCCAACCAAUCACUAUGGACCAGGAGGAGGAGACACAGCAGGAGGAGGACUUGGAGCGUACCCAGUUGAAUGUGCUAGCAGUGCAGGCCAUCACCAGCCUGGUGCUGAGUGCCAUGACCCUACCCACCGCUGGCAACCCUGCAGUCAGCUGUCUGGAACAGCAGCCCCGCAACAAGAGCCUCAAAGCCCUGGAAACACGGUUUGGAAGGAAACUUGCAGUGAUUAGGGGUGAAGUGGAGAGAGAGAUCCAGGCUCUUGUAUCAAAGAGAGACAAUGUCCAUACACACCACCCAUACCACGCCUGGGACCCUGUGCCCUCACUGUCAGCAGCCUCUGCAGCAGGUACGCUGAUCAGCCAUGAGAAACUGCUGCUUCAGAUUAACACAGAGAGGGAGAUGGGCAACAUGGAUUACAAACUGGGGCAGGUCUCCAUCCAUUCAGUGUGGUUGGGUAACAACAUCACUCCUCUGAGGGAGGAAGAAUGGGGUGAGGAUGAGGAAGAUGAGGCCGACACUCCAGCGCCCACCUCACCACCCAUAUCUCCAAUUAACUCUAGGAAGCACCGUGCAGGGGUGGACAUUCAUUCAUGUUCUCAGUUUCUCCUGGAGCUUUAUAGCCAGUGGCUCAUCCCUGGCUCUCCAAGCAACAGGAGGACCCCAACCAUCCUCAUCAGUGAAGUGGUCCGAUCGCUGCUGGCGGUGUCAGACCUGUUCACAGAGAGGAACCAGUUUGACAUGAUGUUUUCCACCCUGAUGGAACUGCAGAAGCUCCACCCACCAGAGGACGAGAUCCUCAAUCAGUACCUGGUACCUGCCAUCUGCAAGGCGGCUGCUGUUUUGGGCAUGGACAAAGCAAUAGCCGAGCCUGUGUGCCGCCUGUUGGAGACGACCCUGCGCAGCACCCACCUGCCCAGCCGCAUGGGGGCCCUGCAUGGGGUGCUUUACGUGUUGGAGUGUGACCUGCUAGAUGAUACAGCCAAACAGCUCAUCCCCACCGUCUCUGAGUACCUUCUAUCCAACCUCAGGGCUAUCGCUCACUGUGUGAACCUGCAUAACCAGCAGCACGUGUUGGUGAUGUGCGCGGUGGCCUUUUACAUGAUGGAGAACUACCCUCUGGAUGUAGGAGCUGAGUUCAUGGCUGGAGUUAUACAGUUGUGCGGUGUGAUGGUGUCAGCCAGUGAGGACUCCACUCCCUCCGUCAUCUAUCACUGCGUGCUCCGUGGUCUGGAGCGCCUCCUUCUGUCCGAGCAGUUGUCACGUGUGGACGGAGAAGCGCUGGUCAAACUGAGCGUGGACCGAGUCAACAUGCCGUCGCCACACAGAGCCAUGGCUGCCCUCGGCCUCAUGCUUACCUGCAUGUAUACCGCGGUGCUUGCGUCGGGUUCAGACGUGACAGGGGUUAGAGGUCAGGUUGACUCUGGCUCUGCUGUUGCGGAGGCGGUGGGCGUCACGGCGGGUCAUGUUGGUUUCUCCUCAGGCAAGGAGAAAGCCAGCCCUGCCAGCCGCCCUGCCCACUCUGACCCCCAGGCCCCAGACAGCGAGUCAAUCAUUGUUGCCAUGGAGAGGGUCUCUGUGCUCUUCGACAGGAUUAGGAAGGGUUUACCCAGCGAGGCUCGCGUGGUGUCCAGGAUUCUGCCUCAGUUCCUGGAUGACUUCUUCCCACCACAGGACGUCAUGAACAAGGUCAUCGGAGAGUUCCUGUCCAAUCAGCAACCUUACCCUCAAUUCAUGGCCACCGUCGUCUACAAGGUUUUCCAGACACUCCAUGCUACAGGCCAGUCUUCCAUGGUGCGAGACUGGGUGCUGCUGUCUUUGUCCAACUUCACACAGAGGACACCAGUGGCCAUGGCCAUGUGGAGCCUCUCCUGCUUCUUUGUCUCUGCUUCCACCUCCCAGUGGAUCUCAGCUCUACUGCCACAUGUGAUCAGCCGAAUGGGCUCCAGUGAGGUGGUGGACGUCAACCUGUUCUGCUUGGUGGCCAUGGAUUUCUACCGACACCAGAUUGACGAGGAGCUGGACCGCAGGGCUUUCCAGUCUGUCUUUGAGACCGUGGCAUCGCCAGACAGCCCUUAUUACCAGCUGCUGGGCUGUCUGCAGUCAAUCCACCAGGAUACAUCGCUCUGAGGGCAGUGGACUGAGACGCCAGAGGGAAGGAAGCACGGGGAGAAAAGUGGAUUAGAAUGAGAUGUGGUAGGGUGAGAAAUUAGAUCUCCAUGUACACUUCCCCUAUGAGUUGUUAUGGCGCGAAAGAACAGAAUGUUUUAUUAGAAAAACCUACUGUAGCCUCAUCCUUACCCCCGCCUUGUCACUGAUAUGAAAUAAGUAGAACUACUGAACUCACCAGGAUGAUUUCAGUGGAUGAACAGAGGAAGAAAUAUGAAUCCAGUGUUAAGGUUUAUGUUAAAUGUAAAUGGGGCAGUCUCUGAAUAGGAAGAGUGAGCUCCUGCAUCUAUAUGAAGGACAGUGGCUGCAAAACUGUGGUUCAGCCCACAAACAACCCCCUGCUCCUCCCCGGACCGAUCCUCAAGACAUGACAGCACCUUGAACACUUCCUACCCAGCACCUUUUAUCAAAAAAAAAUAUAUAAAGAUAACGUUAAUCAAACACAAAAUUGGAUUUGUUUAUUUUCCUGUGAGGACUUGCUUGAGUAUUGUGAUGUCAGUAAAAUAAAACAGACAAAAAAAUAGAAAAUGGAAAGUAUUUACUAUAUUUAAAGUUUCAAUGCAUCUAUUUUUCAGUGAGUUUUGUUAAAGAGUGCUUUAGGUCUGACUAGGAUGCUGACGCAAAAGAGUCAGACAUGCCUGCUCAAUGUUGUCAAUAAUUAGUAUAUUUGGAGACCUUUUUAUAUUUAAGUUAGUUGUGGUCAUUCUGAGACACAGUUGUUAAAUAGUAGAAUAUUGUAUGUGUAAGAAUGAUCACUAAUAGCCAUAGUCUUUUUUUUUUUUUUUUUUCACGAGAAGCAGAUGAUUGCAGUUGUUUGUCACUGCAGAAAGUGCGACUCAUUUCUGCAAGUUGCUGCAACUAUUCUGGAUGUUAUAUUGAGAAGGCAGAGAACUACACCUGUAUGUACUGAGCAGUGGAAAAGAAAUCACACUUUCUGCCACGAUUCCAAAUUCAUACAUAAUUUUAACUGUUUACGGGCCCAUAUAUCUACACCUAAAUAACUGUCAAGCAAGAAAAAUACCAAAAUUUCAGUGAUGUUGUCUUCUUUUUUUUAACCAGUAGCAGGGGAGGGAGGGAAAAGCAUUUCCUCUGAUGAUUUUAUGGUAAUGCUUAUGUCUUGUCUUGUCUUCUUUUUUUUCUUUUCUUUGCAAUCUUGUAUGCUCCCCGGUUCACCUGAAUGAUUCCACCAAUCCAUUUCUUGUACUUUUUUAAUUCUCAGGAUGUAAGAUGUGAUUACAUUAUUGUUGUUGUAAUAAGACUGGAAGUAAUUUACAGUCCUCUUUGAAUGGAGUGACCUUCGUAUCUUGUAAAAAGUAAUUGUAUAGUAACAAGAAAGCCAUGGUGCAUGAUAAAAAUAAGGAUUGUGUAAAGAUAGGGAGGGGGGGGGCAUAGACCGUUUGAUAAUGUGAUGCCAUUUUCUUUUGUCUUAACACACGUACACAUGCACAAAAGAAAAUGAAAAAUCAGUGACUCAGCAGACCGCAGAAUGCAGAAAGCUUCAAGCUUAUAGUGUUUUAUUAAAGACUUGACCUAGAGUUGCCUGGGAGCGUGCUGGGCUUCGUUACUCUGUACAUACACUUGCCUUAGAUAAAACACUGAAUAUGUAUGUCCUGUACACUGAAGGCUUGAAAGCAUGCUUACUGCUAUUUUCUUGCAUUGUCUUUAAUACUGUAUUUCCAUGGGUACGGUUGCCAUGACUGUUUGUGUGGAAGAGAUGCAACACAAUCCAAAGGGAGCUUUGUAACCUUAGCGACCAACAGCAGCUUUGACAAAUCAACAGACGAGGAAGUGUAGCGAAGUGAUGCCACGUCACAGCAGGAGUUUUUUUUCUGUUUUUGUUGAGCUUUAAAUAUCGUUUUUGUCUCGGUUUAAGAUUGGUAAAUAUUUCAUCAUUCAUAGUCUUUGUGCAGAAUAUUAAACACACACGGCACUUAAAAACUUGAAGUUCUUUUCAUAUUGAUGUUAGGCGCUUUCUUGAUAUGCAAUGAGUCCUGCAGUAAGUAAACAUCACAAAGAGUUGGAUGCUAAAUAUGUUACCACUUUUUCCAACUUUCAAGGCAAUGACUGGUUUCCUUUGAUCAUGUCAAAAUAAUGUAUUCACUCAAUAAAUGACUGAGUCCUCUGUUAUUCCUCUGAAAUUCCAAUGUGAGGCCUCGCUGAAGCUGAUUAAAGGAUCCUAAAUGA